AUGCUCGGAAGACAAGCAAACUCAAGAUUGAAGCCGCAAUUAGUUCAAUCUCUCUCCCUCCCAACGCUUAGAGUAAGAAGACCGGCAAGCGGUAUCUCAUCCUUCCCUGAACCUCAAAAUUUCCCCAGCUGUCGCAACCUAAUUGCCCUCCUCUCUUCCUGCAAAACCCUAAACGGCAUUACACAAAUCCAUGCUCUCUUGAUCACUACGGGUCUCCAGUUUGACACUUCAUCAAACACCCACCUCAUAGCCAAGUACGCUUCUUUCCAAAGAUGCCAACUUUCUCGCUUAGUGUUCGAUUCUGUGAAGAAUCCUGGUGUAGUUCUGUGGAACUCGAUGAUCAGAGCCUAUGCGACGACGCGCCAAUACAAAGAGGCCCUUCAAUGUUACCAUUUAAUGAAGGGGAACUUGAUCCAUCCAGACAAAUACACUUUCACUUUUGCACUCAAAGCUUGUACUGGAACUUUAAACUUAGACGAGGGCCGUCUAAUUCAUCGGGAAAUAGUUGAUAGAAAGCUUCAGAAUGAUGUCUUCAUUGCAACUGCUCUUGUUGAUAUGUACUGUAAGAUGAGUGACUUGGUAUGUGCCAGGGUAGUGUUUGACGGAAUGCCUCACCGAGAUAUUGUGACUUGGAAUUCAAUGAUUUCUGGGCUUGCGCAGAGUGCCGAGCCCAGUGAAGCCUUGGAAUUUUUUAAGCACAUGCAGCUGGACUGUGGGGUAGAACCUAAUGCUGUAAGCUUGUUAAAUUUGUUUCCGGCGGUUUGUAAAUUGACAUAUUUGAAAGCUUGUAGGUCGAUACAUGGAUACAUUUGGAGGAGGGAUUUCCCUACUGCAGUUUUAAAUGGGUUGAUUGAUAUGUAUGUGAAAUGUGCAUCUCCCGAUGUUGCUAGGUUCAUUUUCGAUAGGAUGGUCGGGAGAGAUGAUGUGACAUGGGGAUCAAUGAUGGCUGGAUAUGCAUAUAAUGGGAGAUUUUCUGAGGUUCUGGAACUUUUUGAUGACUCGAGAAGGAAGAAUUUGAUGAUAAAUAAGGUGUCAGCUGUCAAUGCUUUGUUGGCAGCUUCUGAGCUGAGAGAUAUGAAGAAGGGGGUUCAGAUUCAUGAAUCCGUAGUAAGACAGAAGAUUGAUUCUGAUAUUUCAGUGGCUACUUCUUUAGUUACCAUGUACGCGAAGUGUGGGUUGGUAGAGAGGGCGGCAGAAUUAUUUUGGAGGAUUCCAGAAAAAGAUAUAGUUGCUUGGUCUGCAGUUGUAGCUGCCUUUGCUCAAUCUGGCAAUUUUGAAGAGGCUAUCUCUGUCUUUCGAGAUAUGCAGAAUCAGAAAAUGAAGCCUAAUGCUGUAACUUUGGUUAGUGUGCUCCCGGCUUGUGCUGAGUUAUUGUCUCCGAACCUUGGGAAGAGCGUGCAUUGUUGUGCAGUCAAGGAUGGUGUCGACUAUGACAUAUCUGUUGGAACAGCCCUUGUUUCCAUGUAUGCAAAAUGCACUCUUUUUCCUUCAGCGUUGAUUGUGUUUGAUAGACUGCCUUAUAAAGAGACAGUCACAUGGAAUGCUUUGAUAAAUGCUUAUGCACAGAUUGGUGAACCUUACCAUGCAAUUGAGAUGUUCAACAAAAUGAUUUUGUCUGAUUUACGCCCAGAUUCAGGCACCAUGGUUGGUUUACUUCCAGUUUGUGCCCUUUUAGGCAAUCUUAACCAAGGAAGUUGCAUGCACGGACAAGUUAUCAAGUAUGGAUUAGAGUCUGACUGCCAUGUGAAGAAUGCUGUGAUUGAUAUGUAUGCCAAAUGUAGAAGCUUGUCAGCUGCAGAGUACUUAUUCAAACAAAUUGAGUUUGAUAAAGAUGAGGUGUCCUGGAAUGUCAUGAUUGCAGGUUACAUGCAUAAUGGAUGUGCCAAAGAUGCCAUGUCUGCAUUUUGCCGCAUGCAUUCAGAGGCUUUUAAACCUAAUUUGGUCACUAUUGUGAGCAUCCUUCCAGCAAUGACAUUCUUAACAGCCCUUAAAGAAGGUAUGGCUGUUCAUGCAUACAUACUACAGAGGGGAUUUCAAUCUUCGGUACUUGCUGGGAACGGUCUUGUUGACUUGUAUGCUAAGUGUGGUCGUUUAGAUUAUUCUAAACUAGUAUUCAUAGAGAUGAAGAAUAAGGAUACAGUUUCGUGGAAUACCAUGCUUUCUGCAUACUCUGUGCAUGGGCUAGGUGAUGCUGCACUUGGAACUUUUGCCCUUAUGGAAGAAAGCGAAGUCAAUUUGGGUUCUGUCUCCUUCACCAGUGUCUUAUCUGCAUGCAGACAUGCAGGUCUGAUUGAAGAGGGUCGGAAAAUAUUUCGCUCCAUGAAGCAGAGGUAUAAUAUCGAACCAAGUUUGGAGCAUUAUGCAUGUAUGGUUGACCUAUUUGGUCGUGCUGGGUUAUUUGAUGAAAUUUUGGAUCUGAUAAAGGAAAUGCCUAUGCAACCUGAUGCUGGUGUUUGGGGAGCAUUGCUUGAUGCUUGUCGAAGGCAUUCUAAUAUUAAACUAGGUGAGCUAGCCCUGAAGAAUCUGACCAACCUUGAGCUGGGGAACAUGGCACAUUAUGUCGUGUUAUCAAGCUUAUAUUGUCAAAGUGGCAGGUGGAAUGAUGCAGGAAAUACCAGAUCAAGGAUGAACACAAUGGGACUUGAGAAGACGCCAGGUUGCAGUUGGCUUGACACGGAAGAACAUUUGCAAGUCAUAUAA
Oldenlandia corymbosa var. corymbosa is the source of this 2700-nucleotide messenger RNA. The record is from the annotation of a GenBank genome assembly. NCBI's taxonomy places the organism in Eukaryota, Viridiplantae, Streptophyta, Magnoliopsida, Gentianales, Rubiaceae.